This is a messenger RNA of Paramisgurnus dabryanus, 5595 nucleotides long. RefSeq lists its product as uncharacterized. The record is from RefSeq and is a predicted model, not a curated record. NCBI's taxonomy places the organism in Eukaryota, Metazoa, Chordata, Actinopteri, Cypriniformes, Cobitidae. Gene Ontology annotation, molecular function: protein binding.
CCAAACGAUUCACCUGAACUGUGGGAAAAGAGAAAGAGUUCAUUUAUAGUGGAUUUGUGUUUGCAAGCUGCUGUCUGUCAGAAAGAGACCAUAGAGACAACUGUGAAGAUGCUGCUGUCAUCUGUCAAUUAUGAUCAUUGUGAUUUUCUGCUGUUUCUGUGCUCACAUGUGAAGAACUAUGAGAGUCAAAAACGCAGGAGUCUCCUACCAGCAUUACAGUCAAUUUAUCAGUCAUCUCCUGCAGUCUGGAUCAUAAACCUGUCAAAGAGAAAGACCUCCAUCCUCCUAGAAGUGCUGAAACUCCAAACAGAGAAGAAACCAGUAGAGCUGAUAGACUGGACAGAUGAUGAGAGUGAAGUGAGAGGAUUCAUCCAGUGUCUGCCAUACAUCUCACAACUGAGAUUUACUGAUGAUUUCUAUGAGAAGAGAGAAUCUGCUGUUAGGUUUCUGGUGAAUCUGUUCACUGCAGCAUCAGAGUUUGACACAAAUACAGGAGAAAAAUACACUGAACUAUUAACAUCUGUGUGCUGCUACACAACUUUCCCCUGUGAUGAUGAUUAUGAAGAUGAUUUUGAUUAUCAGUAUUAUCAAUCUGGUUUUCUGCUGGAUCUGUACUCACAUGUGAAGGACUAUGAGAGUCAAACAGGCAGGAGUCUCCUACCAGCAUUACAGUCAAUUUAUCAGUCAGCUGCAGUCUGGACCAUAAACCUCUCAGAGACAAAGACCUCCAUCCUCCUAGAAGUGCUGAAACUCCAAACAGAGAAGAAACCAGUAGAGCUGAUAGACUGGACAGAUGAUGAGAGUGAAGUGAGAGGAUUCAUUCAGUGUCUGCCAUACAUCUCACAACUGAGAUAUGAUCCAUAUUUUUGGGAGAAGGAGCCUGAAAAGUAUUUACAGUUCCUCGUGAAUCUGUUCACUGCAGCAUCAGAUUGUGAAACAGAUACAGGAAUAAAUUACACUGAACUUUUAACAUCUGUGUGCAGCUACACAACUUUCCCCUGUGAGGAGAGAAACUUUCAUGGUUUUCAGUUUAACAUUAUUCAAUCUGGUUUCUUGCUGGAUCUGUACUCACAUGUGAAGGACUAUGAGAGUCAAACAGGCAGCAGUGUCCUACCAGCAUUACAGUCAAUUUAUCAGUCAUCUCCUGCAGUCUGGAUCAUAAACCUCUCAGAGAGAAAGACCUCCAUCCUCCUAGAAGUGCUGAAACUCCAAACAGAGAAGAAACCAGUAGAGCUGAAAGACUGCACAGAUGAUGAGAGUGAAGUGAGAGGAUUCAUUCAGUGUCUGCCAUACAUCUCACAACUGAGGUUUUGUCCCUCUUUAUGUAAUAAAGAUUCAAAAAAAAUUAUCCAAUUCCUCGUGGAUCUGUUUGCUUCAGCAUCAGAGUGUGAAACAGAUACAAGAGAGAAUUACAUGAAACUAUUAACAUCAGUGUGUAGCUACACAACUUUCCCCUGUGAGAACAAUUACAGUGAUAAUCAACGAUGUGACUUUCUGCUGGAUCUGUGUUCACAUGUGAAGGACUAUGAGAGACAAACAGGCAGAAGUCUCCUACCAGCAUUACAGUCAAUUAAUCAGUCAUCUCCUGCAGUCUGGAUCAUAAACCUCUCAGAGAGAAAGACCUCCAUCCUCCUAGAAGUGCUGAAACUCCAAACAGAGAAGAAACCAGUAGAGCUGAUAGACUGGACAGAUGAAGAGAGUGAAGUGAGAGGAUUCAUUCAGUGUCUGCCAUACAUUUCACAACUGAGAUUUAUUAAACCACCAAAUGAAUCAUAUGAACUGUGGGAAAAAAGAAUGAGAUUAUUUAUACUGGAUUUAUGUCUUCAAACUGCUGUCUGUCAGAAAGAGACCAUAGAGACAACUGUGAAGAUGCUGCUGUCAUCUGUGUAUUAUGAGCAAUGUGAUUUUCUGCUGGAUCUGUACUCGCAUUUGAAGGACUAUGAGACUCAAACAGGCAGCAGUGUCCUACCAGCAUUACAGUCAAUUUAUCAGUCACCUGCAGUCUGGAUCAUAAACCUCUCAGAGAGAAAGACCUCCAUCCUCCUAGAAGUGCUGAAACUCCAAACAGAGAAGAAACCAGUAAAGAUAAAAGACUGCACAGAUGAUGAGAGUGAAGUGAGAGGAUUCAUCCAGUGUCUGCCGUACAUCUCACAACUGAGAUUUACUGAGGUUUUCUUUGAGAAGAGAGAAUCUAUUGUUCAGUUUCUGAUGAAUCUGUUCACCGCAGCAUCAGAGUUUGACACAAAUACCGAAGAAAAAUACACUGAACUAUUAACAUCUGUGUGCAACUACAAAUAUUUCCCCUGUGAUGAUUAUGAUUAUGAUUAUGAUUAUGAUUCUGAUUAUCAGUAUUAUCUAUCUGGCUUUCUGCUGGAUCUGUGCUCACAUGUGAAGGACUAUGAGAGUCAAACACGCAGGAGUGUCCUACCAGCAUUACAGUUAAUUUAUCAGUCACCUGCAGUCUGGAUCAUAAACCUCUCAGAGAGAAAGACCUCCAUCCUCCUAGAAGUGCUGAAACUCCAAACAGAGAAGAAACCAGUAGAGCUGAGAGACUGGACAGAUGAUGAGAAUGAAGUGAGAGGAUUCAUUCAGUGUCUGCCAUACAUCUCACAACUGAGAUUUACUGAGGUUUUCUUUGAGAAGAGAGAAUCUGCUGUUCAGUUUCUGGUGAAUCUGUUCACUGCAGCAUCAGCGUUUGACACAAAUACAGAAGAAAAAUACACUGAACUAUUAAUAACUGUGUGCAGCUACAUAACUUUUCCUUUUGAUGAAUAUUAUGAUGAUUUUGAGGAUCAGAUUUUACAAUGUAAUUUCCUGCUUGAUCUGUACUCACAUGUGAAGGACUAUGAGAGUCAAACAGGCAGGAGUGUCCUACCAGCAUUACAGUCAAUUUAUCAGUCAUCUCCUGCAGUCUGGACCAUAAACCUAUCAGAGAGAAAGACCUCCAUCCUCCUAGAAGUGCUGAAACUCCAAACAGAGAAGAAACCAGUAGAGCUGAUAGACUGCACAGAUGAUGAGAGUGAAGUGAGAGGAUUCAUCCAGUGUCUGCCAUACAUCUCACAACUGAGAUUUAAUCAAUUUUCCUGUCAGCGUGAGCCUGAAAAGUGUUUCCAGUUCCUUGUGAAUCUGUUCACAGCAGCAUCAGAUUGUGAAACAGAUACAGAAAUAAAUUACACUGAACUAUUAACAUCUGUGUGCAGCUACACAUCUUUCCCCUAUGAUGAGAGAAACUUUCAUGGUUUUCAGUUUCAUCCGGUUCAAUCUGGUUUCCUGCUGGAUCUGUACUUGCAUGCAAAGAACUAUGAGACUCAAACAGGCAGCAGUGUCCUACCAGCAUUACAGUCAAUUUAUCAGUCAUCUCCUGCAAUCUGGACCAUAAACCUCUCAGAGAGAAAGACCUCCAUCCUCCUAGAAGUGUUGAAACUCCAAACAGAGAAGAAACCAGUAGAGCUGAUAGACUGGACAGAUGAUGAGAGUGAAGUGAGAGGAUUCAUCCAGUGUCUGCCAUACAUCUCACUGCUGAGGAAUGCUGAGCUUUGUAUCCCAUCAGUGUGUAAAGUGUUUGGUCCUAAAGUGAAUAGAGAUGAGGUGACUCCUCUGCUUCAGGCUCUGGGGUUUACAGUCACUCUGAGUGAAAAAUUACCCAGCAGCACCUGCAGAUGUGUGGGGAGAGUGUUGAGUCUCUCAUCCUCAAAACUAAACCUGACUCUAAAGCCACAAGCAAUCUCUAUCAGAGGUGUUAGACGACUCUUCAGACACAUCACACACCUACAGAAACUCAGUCUUGAAGACAGAAUGGUGAUGAUGAUGAUCAAAGCACUGAGAUCAUUUAAUGGUCGUUCUUCACUGAUCAUAGAGGAACUUUCAUUGAUCACAAAAGACUCAAAACAAAAUCACUGUAGGAUUGUGAGCAGCUUAACUUCUCUCCUGAGACGACUGUCCGUCCAACGUCUGGAUCUUACUGAAUGUAAAAUAGAUGCUGUGUCUGUCACUGCCAUGUUGUGUCUUCAGGGACUCCAGACUAUCAGGUUGUCUAAAGAGACUCUUCAGCAGCUGGUUUCAGUGGUGUACGAAGCACAGGAUGAUGAACUGACGCGCUGCUUUUUAAAGAAGGCAUCUGUCAAUCUGACUUCAUGCUCACUGACCUGGGAAGUGAUUCAAUAUCUGCUGCAACAUCAAACUUUAGAUUUGGACUUUAGGAAAAGCAAAAUCUCUUGUGAAAACAUCAGAGAACUUCUGCCUCAGUUAAGCAGAAUCCAGCUAAAAAGGAUGACCCCCAGUUUCAUUCUGUCCAUCAUUAUGGAGAUUUAUGCGAGUCGCUCUCCUCAGUUUGUGUCCGGUCUGUUGAGUUCAGCUGAGAAUGACAUCAACCUGAAGAACAAAGUGUUGAAUUCAGAUCAGUGUUCAGCUCUGUGCUUCACUCUCCAGCACUGUAACACUGUCAAACUCAAUCUGUUCUGGACCUCCAUACCAGAGGAGGAGCUAAAGAGACUUCUGCCCUUACUCAACAGAGUCACACAACUCAGUGUUGACAGACAGCUGUUACUGAAGCUGCUUCAUUGCUGCAGUUCCUCUGAUGACCAACAGGAGGCAGCAAAUCUUCUGCUCUCUGCUCUUCAGUACAGACUGGAUUUCUCAUCCUGCUCAAUUCUGGACCUCACAGUCACAGAGAACCAUUUGAACCUGACGAUAAAAGACUGUAGCGUAAUCGCAUCUGUGCUUCAGAAAUCUCAAAGUGUUGUGAAGUUGGUUUUAGAGGACUGUAAGGUCUCUGAUUCAGCCCUAAAACAAUUUCUGCCAAUUCUGUCUCAGGUUCAGCUCAGUUGUAAAGCUCUUCUGCUGCAAUUUAUAGCUUGUAUUAUUGAAGAUGCAGAGAAAGGAUCUUUGAGGUGGGUUCAGGCUCUUUGUCAAGCUUUAGGAGGUGAGGUGGACCUCAGUCACACUCAGAUGGAUCAGAGAUCUUGUGAACAGCUGUCAGUGUUUCUGGAAUAUUCUGAUGGAUUGACAGAACUGGACCUCAGUCACUGCAGACUCACUGAUCAAUACAUGAAUCCACUCUUACCACACCUGCACAAGACUCAAACUCUAGAUCUGAGUCACAACAAUAUUACUGAUGAACUAGCAAAGAAAAUACACAGCGUUGUUUCCACUCACGACAAUAUUCAGACAGUACGACUCUUUGGAAACAACAUCCGAGACAAAAAGCAGUUUACCAGAAACGAGCGAUUUGAAAUCUGGUAAAGACACCGGAGUGUAACUCGACUUGCCAUUAAUGAAAAUGAACAUUUAAACUUUUACCUCUGCACGAAACUUAAAUAUUAAAGAAAAUUAAUAUUAAAGAUGCAAUCAGCAACUGUGUUUUGGUAAAAAUUAAACAGUGUUAUUAAGGAAGUACAGGAAAUAAUAAACGGUCUCCUUAUCUUAAUCCAAUUCAUAAUGUAAAUAUUGUAAUUAUUUAUAAUUUGAGUUGGCGUCCGUUACGCAUUUAAAGAUGUGUAAAGUAACCUUAUAUUUUAUGUUUAAAACAUAGAUGGGGAUUGAAAGAACGAUUUUAUAUUUUAAAUGACAGUAAUGAACUACAUUUGUACAUAGACA